Myxocyprinus asiaticus (Chinese sucker) is the source of this 1295-nucleotide messenger RNA. RefSeq names its product 3-hydroxyacyl-CoA dehydratase 4 (gene hacd4). The transcript has 7 exons. Lineage: Eukaryota; Metazoa; Chordata; Actinopteri; Cypriniformes; Catostomidae. Gene Ontology annotation, molecular function: 3-hydroxyacyl-CoA dehydratase activity. Bases 130 to 801 code for a protein of 223 amino acids. The record is from RefSeq and is a predicted model, not a curated record. Gene Ontology annotation, biological process: fatty acid elongation; sphingolipid biosynthetic process; very long-chain fatty acid biosynthetic process. Gene Ontology annotation, cellular component: endoplasmic reticulum membrane.
UGCCCAUGUUAGACCUGCCCUAUUGACGUCAGCGGAGGAGUUCUGUUGUAACCAGAACUUCCUCACAUUUUACCCUUUUUAUGUCUCAUUUUUUAUUUUGCCUCAUCACUAUACUGAAACGUUGGAGAAAUGAGGUGUAGCCUCAGUCUCACAUAUCUCUUUUUAUACAACUUGCUUCAGUUCUGUGGACAUACGUGGAUUUUUGCGAACAUGACAGUAAGAUUUCUCUCCUUUGGUGGUGAUGCUCAAGCUGGCACCUUCUAUUUUGUGGGGGUCAUGAUGGGCAUUUGCCAGCUUCUGUCAUUGUUAGAACUGUUUCACAUAGCAGAUGGGUUUGAGGAGUGCAGACUUUUCCCACGGUUUAUGCAGGUAAUGGAGAGAAAUUUCCUUCUGUUUCUCCUCAUCAGUCUAGAGGAGUUUCAGAGUAAACAAAUCGUAUGUGUGCAGUUUUAUCUGUGGAACAUACUGGGCCUUCUAAGGUAUCCACAUGAGUUAUUUUGCCUCAUAGGAACACCAUCUUUUAAUGUGUUGUGGGCACACCAUACACUGUCAGUCCCAGUGUACUUGUUGUCUGCUAUCACUGAAGGUACGAGCAUUUUACAUAUGUUGCCAUACUUUGAGUCUGAAGGAAUGUAUUCUUUCCAACUUAAAGUAGCUGCAUCAAUAUACAUUUAUUUCCCAUACAUGCUUAUGGGUUACUUACUUCUUCUCAUAUUAGGGUCCAGUUUAACAGUGCGAUUCUUGCUGAAGGAAAGGGAAGAGAAUUUAGAAAAGUGGAAUAAGAAGCUGAAAAAAGAAUGACUCAUGAGUACUUCAAUUCAAAGCAGGUCCACCCAUUCAUCAAUGCCAAAUAAUCUUAUCUUUUUUGAAGUAUUAUAGUGGGGGCUGAGUGCUGAACUUUUUUCCUGUGUCAAAACACAAUUAUAGAGUAUGUGUUUGUGUAAUGGCAGUGUUUUAAGAAUUCUUUAUAUAAUUUAUGCACUUACAAUCUUCUACAUGAUGGGUGCAUGUGAGCUUAUCUGAAAUAUUUGACAUUUAAUAAAGAAAUUGCAAGUCAUUUUACAUUUAUUUUACAUGCUUUAUUUUGAAAUAUUUUACAGAAAUGUAUUACAAAUUCUGUCAAUGUAUAAAAGUGCCAAAACUGCAAGCAUAAAAAAGUGAACAUUGAGAAACACUUCCAUAAAGGGAAAAAAAUGAAUAAAAAAUAACAUUCUAACAUUUAUUUUUCACUCUUACGGUUGAGUUUUUACUGUACAUUUAUUAAAAUAAAAUCUUUUACAAGAGUGUUAUUAAAA